Brassica rapa (field mustard) is the source of this 1913-nucleotide messenger RNA. RefSeq lists its product as uncharacterized. The record is from RefSeq and is a predicted model, not a curated record. NCBI's taxonomy places the organism in Eukaryota, Viridiplantae, Streptophyta, Magnoliopsida, Brassicales, Brassicaceae.
AUAUAUAUAAAUUUUUGACCCUAGUGAACUCUUUUUUUAGUUCCGUCACUAGAAUGACACGAUUUUCAUUGUAAAACAAUCGAUGAUAUAACUACUAUAUGAAUCUGAGUUAAGGAAGUAAGAUGUUCUUUGUUCUAUGUUAACUAGCUUUUUUUGUCUUAACAAUAACAAUAAUCUAUUACUCUUUGUGCAGUACAGUCCAUAAUCAUAAUGAAAACAAAAUAAAAGAGGAAGUUAUUACAACAUUACUUCAGUAUUUGUCCAUGUACAAAACAAACAAGGAAAUUGAAGUGAGAAGACGAUCUAAAAGCCAAGAUUCAUAAACCAUAGGAUUAAUAUGAAAAUCAGCUUUGGAUUCAUUCAAAAUCGAGAGAAACAAGAGAUUCAUAUUCCUUUAUUUUAAUUUUAGUUGUGUUUUUUUCUAUUAAUUUAGAACUAAAAUGUAUAAAAAUACAUUUAGUUAUUUUUAUAGUUAUUUGGUAAAUAUCUUAAAUCUUAAUUAAUAUAUUUGGUAAAUAUAAUUAAAACACUUUGGAUUUUUCAGUUCAGUUUAAUUUAAAACUGAUUCAAACUGAACCGUUUGGAUUGAUAAAUUUUUUGAUAAAAUGAUUUAGGCAUGUAUUUUAGUUUGGUUUGGGUUGGUUUUAAUUCGGCUAGAUCAAUUUGGUUUGAUUCUGUUUUUUUUUUUUUUUUUCCCAGAGAACACUAAUUUAUUGUUGCAGUGUUUCAGAAGACGGUGGCGAAUAUUGCGAGUGGUCUUACACGUGGCCAGAUAUUUAUAAUUGGGCUCGAUAAGCUGAAAACAAAAAUAAUUGUAUUGGGCCCUUAGCGUAGCCUUUUACAUAAGAAAUGGUUCACUUCGGUUCGGUUGAGUUUUUCUUUUCUGUUGGUUCGAUUGGAUACAUAAUUCGAAUCCUCAAUGAUCCGAUUACCCGGACUGCUUCGGUUAUUACGGUUAUCUGAGCUUCGUCUUCCUCAGUCAGAUCUUGCUGCUGUUCCUCAAUUUGACGGAAGAAGAAGAAGACUCAGAAUGGAUACGUUCAGCGCGGAGGAUCUGUCGACGAUCGGCGGAAUCGCGACAGUGUCGCUCCUUCAUUCGUUCAUUCCGACGCAUUGGUUACCUUUCUCCAUCGUCGGACGCGCUCAGAAAUGGACGCUUUCCAGAACCCUCUUCGUCACUGCAUUUGGAGCAGUCUUGCAUGUCAUAUCCACUGCCCUUCUUGGUAUUACAGCCAUCACAAUGGCUGACACCAUUGCCGGUGAAGAGACUGUUCACAAGCUGGCUUCCCUUUUGCUUGUGUUUCUCGGUGGAAGCUACAUCUUGCUCUUUUUGGCUGGUAAAGGAGGUCACAAUCAUUCUCAUAACCAGCCCAUGGAGAAGAUGGCUGUUGCUGGCCUUGUCCUUGUUCCCGCGUUAUCUCCUUGUGCAACCACUCUCCCUGUUUUCCUCGCUGUUGGAAACUCAAAGCCCAUGAUGAUUCUCGCCAUCAUAGUUCUGCUCAUCAGCACCAUUUUGGUGAUGACAUCGCUGGUAGCUCUAUCGUUCUAUGGUGCAAGCCAGCUGAAGUUUCACUGGGUGGAGCGAUACGACAAACUACUGGUUGGUUCGGUCCUGUGUCUGGUAGGUGUUUUAACCCUUCUCUUCCAUGAUCAUGACCACCACCAUGGUCAUGAAGCACAUCAACUCCACAGGAAAAUCAUUACUCUCUAGAGACCACUUCUGUUUUUCCUGUUUCGUCUGUUUGUUGUAGAGCGGCUUAAUGUUUUCUCACCUUGUAUGUCUAUAACUAGUUGUAACGCACUCUGUUGCACGUGAAGAAUUCUUAUGCCAGUGUUGAAUUCCUAUAACAUAAUAACAUUAGUUGUGAAUGUGAUUUUCGUAAGCAGUAUAUCAAAUCCAUAUGUAUGCUACA